AUUAGGGCAGCAUGAGGGUAUUACAGAGAGAUAAAUCAGGAUGCAAAGAUCCUUUUGUCUUUUGCGAAGAAGGCAGCUGGGCAGCUGACAGGCACACCAUUCAGCUCUGAGGCUGAAAGGGAAACAUCAGGUGCCCGGGGCUGUUAAAAUGAGUGACAACACUGUUCUGGCUGCUCCAGCUUCAAACCAGGGUCCUACCACCCCACGCAAAGGCCCCCCCAAGUUCAAGCAGAGGCAGACUCGCCAAUUCAAGAGUAAACCUCCAAAGAAAGGUGUGAAAGGAUUUGGAGAUGACAUUCCAGGAAUGGAGGGGCUCGGAACAGAUAUCACAGUGAUUUGCCCGUGGGAGGCAUUCAGCCACCUGGAGUUGCAUGAGCUCGCUCAGUUUGGGAUUAUUUGAGGUGCCAGAGGUUCGGCCACUCUCAACGACAUCUGCUGUAAUUUUGGUUGCGCCUGCCCUGUUGAUUUUGCCCUGUUGAUCUGCCAGAGUCUUGAAAUUCAGUUGAUUGGAAGUGGUUUCUUUGACUUUCAAGGUCAUUUCCGAUCAGUUACUACUAAGAGUUCUCUUUCUGUCAGAAUCUCUCUUGGAGUACAGCUCAAAAUAGUGGAUGCAUUUCAAACUUGACCACCUUUUCCUACCAGCUUGUUAGAAGUCAUCAGUAUUUCUCUACAUUUUGUUUAUGUGUAAGUCCUUUAAAUCUAUUUUUGCUAGGCGUCAAUUACGAUUAAUAGCAGACUUUUUUUUUUUAAAUUUUUUAUUGGAUUUUAGGUUUUGGGGUACAUGAGCAGAGCGUGAAAGACAGUUGUGUAGGUACGCACAUGGCAGUGUGCUUUGCUUUGCUUCUCCCCUUCACCCACAUUUGGCAUUUCUCCCCUUAAGACAACAUUCGUGUCACUCCCCGUCUCUUACUUACCAAAGGAGAUAUUUACCUUGCAUGGCGGUGAAGUCGUAUUAAAUGCUACAUGGAAAUAUCUGAUGCCGUGUUCUGAGCACCAGUUAAACAAAGAAGGCACAGCCAUCCAGGAAAUGAGUGCAGUGCUUGCAAAACAGCAUAGAAUUAAGAUGUGAAUGCUUAGGUUUGUAAACUGUAUACUUUCUGGGUCUACAUUUUAUUGAGCUGGGUUAUUCCAGCAGUCUCGUGCAGCUCUACAUUGUACGGUUCUAAGUUGGUGAGGAACUGGAGAUUUAAACUCAGAAUUCUGACAAUGUGAGCCUUCUUUUCGAUACUCUGGUUAGGAAAGUUUCCUUCCACAGCAUUUCCAUAAUGAAAUUAUUUCGUCCAAUGGCUUAAAAUGGGAGUCACAGGAGUUACACACAAUUGAGUGCUUUGCGUAUGUCUGUAGUAAAUCACCUUUAAACUGUCAAAUUGAAAAUAUUGAUAUCUUAUAAGGUUUAGACUCAUAUGCAAAUGAUAGGCAGUUGACCCUCUAAAUAAAAUGAUGGUUUGCUUCA
Messenger RNA from Callithrix jacchus (white-tufted-ear marmoset), 1453 nucleotides. RefSeq names its product phosphodiesterase 6H (gene PDE6H). The record is from RefSeq and is a predicted model, not a curated record. Gene Ontology annotation, molecular function: cGMP binding; 3',5'-cyclic-nucleotide phosphodiesterase activity. Gene Ontology annotation, biological process: positive regulation of epidermal growth factor receptor signaling pathway; positive regulation of G protein-coupled receptor signaling pathway; visual perception. Gene Ontology annotation, cellular component: photoreceptor outer segment membrane. Lineage: Eukaryota; Metazoa; Chordata; Mammalia; Primates; Cebidae.